AUGAAAAAUCUUGUGCAUAAGAAACACACUAGAUCCCUACCCAUCAUUGCUCAUUAUAGUAUAAACUUGUUUCGAAAAGGGAGGAUUUUACAUUACGUUAAAUAUUUUAACAGCAUACAGUCAAAGGAUAUAAAUGGCUUCAUAACACAAGAGAAAGAAGCAGAGGAUCCCAUAAUUUCACAAAAUAGUAAAAAAGUUAUUGAAAGAUAUAAAAAUUUUAUAGAUGAAAAAAGGAGGAGUAAUAAACAAAACAGCAGCACAUAUUUUACAGACAAAGGGGAAUUGCACAAUGAGAUAAGCACCGAUAGGGGCAGAAAAGUGCACAACGAGAUAGAAUCUUCCAAAGCAGAUGCUACCAUACCUACAAAGGAUGAAAAGUAUGUUAUUCUGAAAAAGCAGAUCACGAAGGAAUUCAUAUAUCAGGUAUUCCUCCCACAUGUUGAAUCACAAAUAAUGUACCAUUUAAAAACAUACACACCGAAUCAAAUAGUAAACAUUUUUAACAUUUACUCUUAUUUGUAUUACUAUGAUAAGAAAAAAGAAAUGGUAGAUGCACUUUUGGAAUAUCUGGAAUAUAGGCUUGACUGCUUUAGUGUACAAGAUAUCCUACUGAUAUUAGAACCAUUAUACAUUUUAAACAAAACAAAUAAUAUUUACAUAUAUCGUUUAAUUAUCAAUUAUUUGGAUACAAUAAAAGAGAAAUUAAACAUAUAUAAUUAUAUAGGAAUAUCGAGAGUAUUCACAAAAAUAUUAAUCGAUAUAACAUUUGAAGAAAAUGAAAAAAAAAAAAAUAAUUUUUUCAUGUCACGAUUGUGGCAUUAUUUAAAGCAAAGUAAAUUUAGAAAAAGUAUUCCUUCAGAUCAGAGAAAAAUUUCUCAUCAAGAUUUUCUUAUUCAAUUUAUGUCAACAGUUGUUAAUCAUAUCGAAGAACAGUUGCAUUUACUUUCUCCAAUCGAAUUGACUGACCUUCUGAGUGUCAUAUCGAAUUAUUCCUUUAAAAGUGGAUAUUCUCGAUAUGAUGUCCCGGGAGAACAGAACCAAGAAACAAAUAGAUCUAAUCAAAAUGAUCUAAAUAAUUCAAAACGAGCUAAGACAGAAUCUUGCAGCAAUGAUUUUUCUGCAUAUCCAAGCAGUAGUAUAUCAUCUCUGCAUGUGCAUGACUUGACUAAAGACAAUGCUUACUUCUUUAAGGAAAAUAUAAUGUCUUUCAUAAUCGCAAGUGAAAUUAAAAAAAAAUAUCAAGAAUUGAGCACAUUGCAUAAAAUAACUAAUUUUUAUAACAUGUCUAAGUUAUGCAUGUACGACGAGGAGUAUAUUAAUCUAGUCGAAAAUGACAUGAAGAAUUAUCAUUAUAUAAAUAAUAUUCAUCACAAAUAUUUGUGUCUCUUAGUGUGGUGCUUAUUCAAAUAUAAAAUAUUACAUAAACAUUUGGAAAUUUUGAGGCCAAUAAUUAUCCAAAAUAUUGCAAAUUUUAAUGGUAAAGAUUUAUCAAGAUUAUGUCAUGCCAUUUUUAACGAAAAAAAAAUUCUGAACAGUGUAGCAAACAAUUUAAUCAGUCAAAUUGCAAACAUGUCCGUUAAUGAAUUUUUAUGCUACUUUUAUGCAGUUGUUUGUCUAGAUUUAUUACCCUAUGAUGUCAAAUCAUCAUCGAGUGAAUCCUACCAAAAGAGUAUUCAAAAUGGACCUCAAUGUAUGGAGGCAAAUACAUCUAAUGAAGAGAAAAAUUUGUCAUUGCAAAAAUUACGCAAUCGAGUGGAAACGCAAAAAGAGAUGACAUUAUCCCUCUUUAAUAAAAGUGAGAUAUUACAAAAGUGCACAAAGUUUAUUAACGACAAUAAAAAAGAUAUAGGCAAGAACGAAAUGACGAAAAUUAUCCUUCUUCUAAAAAAAAAAAAAAAUGACAAAUAUUUUUACGUAUUGGACAUGCUACCUGACGAAUGGAAGAAUAUCGUUCAUUUGGUUAAUUGA
Molecule: messenger RNA, 1968 nt
Organism: Plasmodium gonderi
Lineage: Eukaryota; Apicomplexa; Aconoidasida; Haemosporida; Plasmodiidae
Exons: 1
Coding region: 1-1968 (655 amino acids)
Source: RefSeq, a predicted model, not a curated record